UGUGCACUCUGGCAACCCUACGCUUAUGUCAAAGCUAAUACGGUUUCCUGUUUGCUUGCUUUGACAGCGCUCUUUCUACCAUUUGACAGCAACUGAGUGACAAUGGCAGUCCGAUACGAGCUGUGUAUUGGCCUUAACCGCGGCCACAAGACCACCAAAGUCAAGAAUGUUAAGUAUACCGGCGACAAGAAGGUCAAGGGUCUGCGUGGCUCCCGUUUGAAGAACAUUCAAACCCGUCACACAAAAUUCACCCGCGAUCUGGUCCGUGAGGUGGUUGGACACGCGCCCUACGAGAAGCGCACCAUGGAAUUGCUGAAGGUGUCCAAGGAUAAGCGUGCCCUCAAGUUCCUGAAGCGUCGCUUGGGCACACACAUCCGCGCCAAGAGGAAGCGCGAGGAACUGUCCAACAUUCUCACUCAGCUGAGGAAGGCUCAGACUCAUGCCAAGUAAAACGCUGGCAGCCAACAACGGAAAGCAGCGCAGCAGCAGAUUCAACAACAACAGAAACUACUGUGUGUGUGUGUUUUUUUUUUUGUUUUGCGCGGUGUUUUUUUUUUAAUCAACUUUCAACUGCAUUCAAGCAAGCAAGUGUAAAACAAAAAAGAAACAACAAUCUAACUACUUGAAUAGUCGAUGAAGCCACAAUUAAAAAACAAAUUAUUACAAUAAUCGCACUGCGCCAUAGUUUA
Molecule: messenger RNA, 689 nt
Organism: Drosophila virilis
Lineage: Eukaryota; Metazoa; Arthropoda; Insecta; Diptera; Drosophilidae
Gene: RpL36
Product: ribosomal protein L36
Biological process (GO): cytoplasmic translation
Cellular component (GO): cytosolic large ribosomal subunit; ribosome
Molecular function (GO): structural constituent of ribosome
Source: RefSeq, a predicted model, not a curated record